This is a messenger RNA of Lolium perenne, 3098 nucleotides long. RefSeq names its product probable inactive beta-glucosidase 14. Gene Ontology annotation, biological process: carbohydrate metabolic process. Gene Ontology annotation, molecular function: beta-glucosidase activity. The record is from RefSeq and is a predicted model, not a curated record. Lineage: Eukaryota; Viridiplantae; Streptophyta; Magnoliopsida; Poales; Poaceae.
AAGCUUCGUUUUCCUCUUCUGGAUAAGGCUCUGAAGCUUCACCACAUCACAGGUUCACGAUUCCCCUCUGUAUCCCUGCAACAGCUCCCAUUCAUCCCUUCCGGCAGGCCGCAUACGCCCCUCGUUAGCUCCGGCAGCCAAUCGACGGCCUAAGCCCGGCCUCCUUCACUAGCGUCUCCAUCCUAGCAUGCGCUCGCCCAGGUCGCGAGGACCUCCUCCACGGAGGUGCUGUGUCGCCAUGAGCUUGCGGCCUCUACCGAGCCGCCGCGGCACGAGGAGCCGCCACCGACCGCAAGCUUGCAGCCUCCACGAAGUCGAGGCCGCACCAGGAGCUCGCCCCAAAUUGCGACCUUGCAGCCUCCGUGGAGUCGCUGCUGCAGCUCGCCCCAAAUCGCGAGCUUGCAGCCUCCACGAAGUCUCCGCCGCACCAGGAGCGCACCCAAAAUUGGGACUUUGCUUCCUCCAAGUCCGCUCCAGCCUCCAGGAGCUCGCGCCAAGAGUACAUAGGCUUCAGGAACUCAAGCUUAUGGGAGGAAGAGCAGGUGCACACACAGAGCGAUUCCAGAGAGCGAUUCCAGCGGCCACUCGAGCAAGAAAUGUGUGUAUCCAAGAUUGGAGGUUCCACCAACUACUUCUCCAGAAAAGACAUGUGCUGCCUUUGGUGCAAUGCCAGCGUGAUCUGCUGCAUCUAUGUCCAUUGCAUCCAAUGGACAAAUUUUCCGCUGAGAUGGGAUCAGGUGGAUCAUAUCUGGCCGGUAAAAGAUAUGAUUGUGCUCUGCCACAAAGUCAUGUAUUUGAUAUUUGUUAGUUCCCCUGUUCAAAAUAAUUCCCAUCCGUGCAUUACAUCCUGUUCUUGUUUCAGCUCGCGAAGACUUGUAUUGAUCCUCGCGUUUAUCUCUUGAUCGAUGACCUUCUUUUCCACACAAGAAUCUUGUUGAUGUCACCACUCCAUUCUUAUUUUUAUUACUAUAGUGUUUUCUAGCAUCAAAUCCAGUUUUGCCUGCAUAAGAAACCCAGAAAUUCCAUGCUUCAUCUGGUGUACUAAAUUCCAUACCUAGCCUGGGAGUCCAACUUGCAGCAUGUUCAUCCCUGUUGUUUGGUUCCACGUUGAGAUUUUCGCUGAGAUGUCCAUUGUUGCAUUCUGGCUGCAUUAGUGAAUGCCACCAAUACCAGCAGAGAAGAGAAGUAUAUAGAUCUGGAGUUUUGAUGAAGAAUACAGAUCUGGAGGUUUUGAGGAGUACAGAUCGUGAAAAGGAAGAUGACUAUGGAUGUGCUAGUUUUGGUGGGAAACAACAAUGCGUGGUGUGGUUUUGGUGGGAAAAAUGGGGCGACUAGUUAUUUUUGGAGGGAACCAUGAAAAGGAAAAAAAAACUUCCCUCCAAAUUAGUAGAUAAAUCAUAGGUUGUUACCCUCGCACCACCGCCGACUCCGAUGGCGGGGUGCCUGGCCUACCACCGUCGUAGGCACCGUGGAGGAGCGGCUGACCAUCCGCUGAAGCCGCGGCCUUCAAAUUGAAGGCGGAUAUUUGGAGGGUAAGAAAGGACUAAGCAAUUGGGAUGUGUUCACUCAUAAGCAAGGUACAAUUGAGGAUGGAAGCAAUGGUGAUAUUUCUGCUGAUCACUACCAUCGUUACAUGGAGGACAUCGAGCUGAUGCAUUCCUUGGGUGUCAACUCAUAUCGAUUCUCCAUAGCGUGGACAAGAAUUCUACCAAGAGGCCGAUUCGGAGAUAUAAAUCCAGACGGUGUGGCAUUCUACAAUCAAAUUAUUGAUGCUCUUUUGCAAAAAGGCAUUCAACCAUUUGUUACAAUAUUUCAUUAUGACAUUCCACAUGAACUUGAAGAGCGAUAUGGUGGAUGGCUGAGUCCAGCAAUCCAGGAGGACUUUGGUUACUUUGCAGAAGUAUGCUUCAAGAUGUUCGGUGACCGAGUAAAAUUCUGGGUUACAAUGAAUCAGCCUAACUUACUGGCAAAAUUCGCUUAUAUGGAUGGAUGGUUCCCGCCUAGUCAUUGUUCGAAGCCAUUUGGGAAUUGUGCCUUUGGAAAUUCUUCAAAAGAGCCGUACAUAGCCGCUCACAAUAUGAUUCUUUCACAUGCAAAUGCUGUCAGCAUUUACAGAAAUAACUAUCAGAAGAAACAAGGUGGAUAUAUUGGAAUUUCUGUCGGCGCGAGAUGGUAUGAACCAUUGCGAAAUACCACGAUUGACCUACUAGCAGUUGAGCGGGCUAUAUCUUUCAAUGUUCCAUGGUUUCUAGACCCUAUGAUUCUUGGUGACUAUCCUCCAGAGAUGCACGAAAUUUUGGGUCCAAACCUACCUGAGUUCACCAUAAAGCAGCGGAAGAAACUACGUGAAACAAAAUUGGACUUCAUUGGACUAAAUCAUUACUCAACAUAUUAUGUGAAAGACUGCAUCUUUUCUUCAUGUGCACUGGAUCCUAUCGAUGGGGAUGCGCUAGCGGUUAGUUCUGUAGAAAGAGAUGGGGUGCUUAUAGGGAAAGAGGUAAUUAUAAGACUGACAGGAGCGCCAUUCUUUUAUGAUGUUCCACGUGGGAUGGAAGAGGUGGUUAUGUACUACAAACAAAGAUACAACAAUACAACAAUAUAUAUCACAGAAAAUGGUUAUGCUCAAGCAAGCAAUAGCAGCAUGAGUGCUAAUUAUUUCACCAGUGACACGGGAAGAAUUGAUUAUAUGAGUGGCUACCUCAAAUUUUUAGCCUCAGCCAUAAGGAAAGGAGCUGAUGUACGCGGUUACUUUGUAUGGUCCCUUCUCGAUGACUUCGAGUGGACGUCUGGAUACACGGACAGAUUCGGGAUAUACCAUGUCGACUUCAAGACACUGCAAAGGACGCCAAAAUUAUCAGCUGAAUGGUACAGGAAGUUCCUCAAGGGUUCACUUCUGAGAAGAGAAUUCCAAAAUGGAUCUGAACCGCAGCAGUAUACUUCUUGAGGCAAUGAUCCUCGUGCCUGAUUACUAUGUAAAACAUGAUGCUUGGCGGACUUCUCAAGUAUUACUCUCUUGUUUAUCAGCACAAAUUUUCGAACGGAUGUAUCCAAGUCAAAAUCUCCCAAGAUUCAGCUUUGUACAUUUACUUUGAACUUUA